Messenger RNA from Anisakis simplex (herring worm), 477 nucleotides. The record is from the annotation of a GenBank genome assembly. NCBI's taxonomy places the organism in Eukaryota, Metazoa, Nematoda, Chromadorea, Rhabditida, Anisakidae.
AUGCGAUCGUCAGUCAAAAUCACCGGUAGACAGUUGGCGUCAAGGCUGCUGUCAAUAUUUCUGGAUGCAAAUGAAAAGAAAGAAAGGAAAAGAAUCGUUCUGGAGUUGUGUCAGAUGUCAUUUGAGUUACGAGAGCAGUUCAAGAAUGAGGAUGUGAUCGAGAGGUUGAUGGAGCUGGGUGAGGGGCUGACUGAGGAUAUGGUCAAGUUGCUGUCUUCAUACACACUCGAUGUAUACGGUCGUACAGCAUUGAUGGAGAAGGGUGCUCUCGAUAUCCUCAUCAACAAAUUCAGUCAGUCUGAUUCACGACAACAAAGGGCCGUUAUCGUGAAUGCGUUUAGGCAUUUCAUCUACUGUUCAGCGGGAUCGGCGUAUUUGUGUCAAAGUAAAGUAUACGUGGAUACAGUCGUCAGACAUAUUAUCGAAUACCUGGAUAAAUAUAAACAUCAGUGUGAUCAGCACGUAAUCACUUUUUAA